GCGCCGUUGCCACUGCUGCUAGCCGUUAGCGGACAGGCUAGCUUGGUGUCGGUUGUGAUUUUCGAGCUUCGCAGUAACGUAGCAUCCGCGAUGGGUCAGACAAAACACCCCUCCGAGUUGCUUUAAUAUGCGCCCUGUUGAGGGGUUAAAGGUGCCACGGGACCAGUCUCAGAAUGACCACCGGCUUCAGCUCCGGUUCCUGCCGCUUCGCAGAUUAUUUCGUGAUCUGCGGACUCAACACCGAAAGCGGGCUGGAACCCGACGAACUGUCCGCAUUAUGCCAGUAUAUAGAGGCUACUAAAUUCAGAGAUGGGGCCAGAGGAAAAUUGGCGGGGGCAAACGAAGGUGAGAAUUUUGAGCAGAGUCCAUUGAGGAGAACCUUUAAGUCCAAAGUUCUAGCACAUUAUCCAGACAAUGUGGAGUGGAACCCGUUUGACCAGGAUGCAGUUGGCAUGCUUUGUAUGCCAAAGGGCCUGUCGUUUAGGACGCAGGUGGAUUCUCGGGAGCCUCAGUUCCACUCCUUUAUCAUCACCAGAGAGGAUGGCUCUCGGACCUAUGGCUUUGCUCUCACCUUCUUUGAGGAGGUGACCAGUAAACAGAUCUGCAGUGCCAUGCAGACACUUUACCACAUGCACAAUGCAGAGCAGUACGACAUCUUGCACACCCCCACCUCCCCGCAAGGGACAGAGGACCAGCGUGAGCCCCACUCCCAGACUCGUCCUGUGCUCCACGCUGCGCCGGCGAUCUCCCGCCUGCAGCGCUUCAACUCCUAUGACAUCAGUCGAGACACGCUGUACGUCUCAAAGUGCAUCUGCCUGAUCACACCCAUGGCCUUUCCUCAGGCGUGCAGGAAGGUGCUUCAGCAGCUACACCAGGCCGUAACUUCCCCCCAGCCUCCGCCCCUACCACUGGAGAGCUUCAUCUACAACAUCCUCUAUGAGGUCCCGCUGCCACCCUCGGGACGUUCCCUCAAGUUCUCAGGCGUCUACGGGCCCGUGGUGUGCCAGAGGCCAAGCACAUCUGAGCUGCCACUUUUUGACUUUCCCAUCAGUGAAAUGUUCAGUCUGCUUGGGGUGGAGAACGUCCUCCAGCUCUUCACUUGUGCCCUGCUCGAGAUGCAGAUCCUUCUCUACUCACAGCAUUACCAGAGGCUGAUGACAGUGGCAGAGAGCAUCACAGCCUUAAUGUUCCCCUUCCAGUGGCAGCACGUGUAUGUUCCCAUUCUGCCUGCCUCCCUCCUCCAUUUCCUGGAUGCUCCCGUUCCAUAUCUGAUGGGCCUCCACUCUAAUGGACAGGAUGACCGCACCAAACUAGAGCUGCCACAGGAGGCUAACUUGUGUUUUGUAGACAUUGAUAACCAUUUCAUCGAACUGCCAGAGGAGUUGCCCCAGUUUCCUAACAAGCUCGAAUUAAUCCAGGAGGUUUCAGAGGUCCUUAUGUCCUUCGGCGUGUCCCCAGAGGGAAAUAUUCCCUCCAGCGACAGCCAGGCCAAGUACCGGCCGUUCCGAUCCGUUGAUAUGGUGUCCGACAAGCGUAAUGGUAACUUGGCGUCACCCCUCAACUCCUUCCUACUGAGAGAGAACCAGACUAUUGCCAGAUUGCAGGCUCUGGUCAAAAGGACAGGUGUCAGCCUGGAGAAGCUGGAGGUGAGAGAGGAUGCCAGCAGUAAUAAUGGGCGCAUUCAGUGUGAUGAGGAGGAGCUAAAGAUGCACCAGCUCAACAUUCAGGUGCGCGAGGUCUUCGCCAAUCGAUUCACCCAAAUGUUUGCGGAUUAUGAGGUGUUUGUCAUCCAGCCGAGCCAGGACAAAGAGUCGUGGUUUACAAAUCGAGACCAAAUGCAGAACUUUGAUAAGGCUUCCUUCCUGUCUGACCAGCCAGAGCCCUACCUGCCCUUCCUGUCACGCUUCCUAGAGACUCAGAUGUUUGCCUCCUUCAUCGAUAGCAAAAUCCUGUGCCAUGACGAUGAGGAGAAGGAGCACACGCUGAGGGUGUUUGACUCGCGUGUAGACAAGAUCCGCAUGUUGAACGUCCGCACACCCACGCUCCGCACCUCAAUGUACCAGAAAUGCACCAACAUUGAAGAAGCAGAUAUUCUGCUUUUAAAGCGAUAUGAAAAAGCUGAUUAUGUUGCACCUGCAGCUCAUGCCAUUGAACUGAAGAACGACGGGGCUCUCCUUCAUAAAAAAGCCAUUGAGAUGAGGGUGUCUAAGAUCGACCACACUGCCCUGCACCCACACCUGCUGGACAUGAAGAUUGGUCAGGGACGCUAUGAGCAAGGCUUCUUCCCUCGACUGCAAUCUGACGUCCUUUCAACUGGGCCCACCAGCAACAAAUGGACUAAGAGGAGUGCGCCUGCACAGUGGAGACGAAGGGAUCGACAGAAGCAGCACGCUGAGCAUCUUUAUUUAGACAAUGACCAGAGAGAGCAUGUAGAGUGUUUGUUUCCGGAGCUGCAGCUCCUGCUGUUUCUUGACUACUACUGGCUCUCGCAGUCCUUCAAACCGUGUCUUAAGUCGGUGACAGUGGAUGUGAAAUACAUCCAGGAAGCCAGAAACCUGGGCACGACCAUCAGACAGCCCAAACUGUCCAACCUGUCUCCUUCUGUCAUCGCUCAGACUAACUGGAAAUUUGUUGAAGGAUUGUUAAAGGAGUGCAGGAACAAGACCAAGCGUAUGCUGGUGGAGAAGAUGGGUCGGGAGGCCGUGGAGUUGGGGCACGGAGAGGUUAGCAUCACUGGCGUUGAGGAGAACACUCUGAUUGCUAGUCUGUGUGACCUGCUGGAAAGAAUCUGGAGCCACGGGCUACAGGUCAAACAGGGCAAAUCGGCCUUGUGGUCUCACCUGCUGCACUAUCAAGAAAGCAAAGAGAAAAAUGCAACUCCAGGUAGUUUGGGACCCCCAGGUUUUAUUCAUGACACUGAGAGACGCAAAUCUGAUGGCGGUGGAACAGCCAUGCCACCUCUUAAGGUUUCUCUGAUUCAGGACAUGAGACACAUUCAGAACAUCAGUGAAAUUAAAACCGAUGUUGGCAAGGCCCGGGCCUGGGUUCGCCUCUCGAUGGAGAAGAAGCUGCUUUCCAGACACCUGAAACUUCUGCUGUCAGAUCAGGAACUUACAAAAAAACUCUACAAGCGCUACGCCUUCCUUCGCUGUGACGAUGAGAAGGAGCAGUUUCUUUAUCACCUGUUAUCCUUUAAUGCCGUGGACUAUUUCUGUUUCACCAAUGUCUUUACAACCAUCAUGAUCCCCUACCAUGUGGUGGUUAUCUCCAGUAAGAAGCUAGGAGGCUCCAUGUUCACAGCCAACCCCUGGGUGUGUGUUUCUGGUGAACUGGCAGAGACUGGAGUUCUGCAGGUCCCCAGAAAUACUCUUGAGAUUACAUUUGAGUGUCAGAACCUGGGGAAACUCACCACAGUACAGAUGGGCCACGAUAACACAGGGAUCUACGCUAAGUGGCUUGUAGAGUGUGUUAUGGUCCGCAACGAGAUUACUGGGCACACAUACAAGUUUCCGUGUGGACGGUGGUUGGGGAAGGGUGUGGAUGACGGCAGCCUGGAGAGGAUCCUGGUGGGAGAGCUGAUGACCCCCAGCACAGACAAUGAGGAGCGGAUGUGUCGCACGCCCCCAAUGCAGCAGUCCCCUGGGAUGAUUAGGAGGUUUGUUACCAUCUCGCCAAACAGCAAACCAAAGUUAAACACAGGUCAAAUCCAGGAGGGAGUGGGGGAGGCCAUCAAUGGGAUAGUGAAGCAUUUCCACAAGCCAGAGAAGGAGAGAGGAAGUCUGACACUUCUCCUCUGUGGCGAGUACGGCCUUGUCUGGGCUCUGGAACAAGUGUUCCAGCACGGUUUCAAAUCACCUCGGCUCUUUAAGAACGUUUUCAUCUGGGACUUCCUCGAGAAGGCACAAGUGUACUUCGAAAGUGCAGAACAGAGGGAGAUGACACCAGACGAAAACUGGCAAACGAGAGUGCGCCACUUCUGUCGCUUCAUGCGAGCCAUCAACAGCACGUCCAGGAACAUCGGCAAGGACGGGAAGUUCCAGAUGCUCGUGUGUUUAGGUGCAAGGGAUCAUUUGUUGCAUCACUGGAUCGCUCUGCUCGCUGACUGUCCAAUCACUGCUCAGAUGUAUGAGGACACUGCACUGUUCAAGGACCGCUCUUUGGUAAACUCUCUGAUCAGAGUACUACAGACUCUGCAGGAGUUUAACAUCACCCUGGAGGCUUCGCUCAUCAAAGGUGUUGGUAUCUGAACCAACCAGCUUCCCAUCAGUCGUAUCUGACCCAGAUGUUCACUGGAGACCAUUUAAAAGAAUAACUGAACAUUUUAUAUGCAGCAACAGACUUGAACAAUGGACAUUUUUUGGCUUAUAUUAAAGCUACUGUUACAUUUGCCAUAUAUUAAGUGCAAUGAGCCUUUCAAGACAUGUUGUUAUUUUUAUCCUCAAUGAUGUUGCCAUUAGAUGUUAAAAUAGGUUUUCUAUUAUGAACCAUUAUUGACAAUGACCUAAUUGUGCUAUAAUGUUUUAUUGAAAGUUAAAUAUUUUCAUUGUUAUCUUGAACUGCUGACAAUGGUUAUAUUUAAGGGAAAGUGAGGAUUAAAGCUGUUAAUAUAUUUUCAGAGAAAAACAGUAUUAUUUUGUUAACCAGUCAGAUUGCUUGCUCUGUUAUCAACUCAGAUUCCAAUGUCAUAUUGCAGAGUCUAAAGCAAAUGAUGUAGAUGCUUUUUAUGCUUUAUAAGUAUGUGUAUGACAGGGAGGUUUGUAGAGCGGGAACAGGAUUCACCUACAUAGGAAAAGGCUGAAAGGUAACUGCCUUUAUAUUCCUAAGAAAUGUACGAGUAUGCAUAUCUUUUACAUGGAAUACCUUCAGCAGAGAGAAUUAUCCUUUUUGCAUGAUCGUAAAUGGUAGUGGCUUAAGCCAACAUCCAGUGAUGGACAGCAUAUUCAGUUUAAUUAAAGGGAAAAUAUCCUUAGUUUGUGUUCCAGACUCAAGUUCUUCUAAGAUUUGCUUGAUUCAGCUUUCUGUGCAAAGUGAAUCACUAUGACCGCCUUUGUAUAAACACCUCCAACCAUCAUCCCAGCCCUUACACUACAUCCAUCCUUCUGUCUGAGAAAUGACUCCUUGUCUUGCUUCUCAUGUGUGGAGCAAACUGCUUUCCCACUUCUGAUUUUGUUAUCAUGGUUUCCUGCUAUGCAAUAUCCACCAGAGAAAACAAAAUCCCAUAGAAGUUUUCAUAUCGAGGCGUCUUAAGACUCAGUUACAUACAGUGAAUUUAACUGUGCAAGAGAUUUCAUAUGUGAAGGACUUAUUUUCUGUGCCAACAAUGUCUGGAAUGGUGUGUUGUACUCAUCUUUGUACAAACCACACAUCUUGGGAGAUAUAUAUUUUUGUUUUCCGAUACUGUUGUAAAUUUGUUGACAUAGCUGUGUAAUGUAGUGUUUACUAAGUGAGCAACGGUGUACAGUGUAAAAAUAUAUUAAGAAUAAACCAUCAUGCAUCAAA
This is a messenger RNA of Betta splendens (Siamese fighting fish), 5499 nucleotides long. It is a transcript of the gene dennd5a, whose product is annotated as DENN/MADD domain containing 5A. The transcript has 25 exons. The coding region runs from base 174 to 4247 and encodes 1357 amino acids. The record is from RefSeq and is a predicted model, not a curated record. NCBI's taxonomy places the organism in Eukaryota, Metazoa, Chordata, Actinopteri, Anabantiformes, Osphronemidae. Gene Ontology annotation, molecular function: guanyl-nucleotide exchange factor activity; small GTPase binding.